This is a messenger RNA of Macrosiphum euphorbiae (potato aphid), 645 nucleotides long. The record is from the annotation of a GenBank genome assembly. NCBI's taxonomy places the organism in Eukaryota, Metazoa, Arthropoda, Insecta, Hemiptera, Aphididae.
AUGCCGAAUAUAAUGCUAUUAACACCGACUGAAACUGCCGAAAAGAAAAUUCUAUACCCGACCAAGUCGAAAUCCCUACCUGCAGAACUCGAUUUAGCUGUGCCGGUCACUUGCAGUGUGGAUCUGCAGGGUAUCGCGGAUUCUGCGAUAAAGGACCUGCAGGUGGUGAUCACGAACGCGACGGUCAGACCUAGGAACCUUAUCGCGUCUUCGACCGUUUCAUUGAAAGACAUGGAUUUGGACUUGACAAAGAGUCGUGCGAGUCGUUUACACUGCAAGUCGACUGAAAAAAGUCUAUUUUUCCGCUCCAAACAUCAUGUUGACGACACACCGAAACGGCAAACCCAGUGCCGUCCGCCACGAGUAGUCCUGCAGCAGAUGAUGGAGUUGAAAACCUUGCAGACCGAACUAUGGAAUUAUGUAGCGAUUCCGGUCACCUAUGUGCAGAAACUACGGGACAAAGAUGUGGCAAUAGAGGACCAGGUGGUUACCACGAACACGGCGGUCAAACCCAUAAGAGCCGAUCCUUUUGGAAACGUACUAAGACAUUUUUCCGGCGCUUAUUGUGCUGCACGUAUAGUCCCGAGCAAUAAAUUGCUGUUGUGCCAUUGCAGAUGCUGCUAUAUAGAAUAUACCGCGGUAUAA